Molecule: messenger RNA, 10400 nt
Organism: Hemicordylus capensis (graceful crag lizard)
Lineage: Eukaryota; Metazoa; Chordata; Lepidosauria; Squamata; Cordylidae
Gene: NES
Product: nestin
Exons: 4
Coding region: 75-6590 (2171 amino acids)
Biological process (GO): positive regulation of intermediate filament depolymerization
Cellular component (GO): intermediate filament
Molecular function (GO): intermediate filament binding; CCR5 chemokine receptor binding
Source: RefSeq, a predicted model, not a curated record
GGACGCCGCCGGUCAUUGUGUCUCCUCCUCUUCGCUGCUGGCUGGGCUCUGUUCUUGGCAAGGGGCUUCUGACCAUGGAGAGCUUCCUGGGCACACAGUCCUUGGGAGAGGAGUCGCUCCAGAUGUGGAACCUCAACAAACGCCUGGAGGCCUACCUGGCCAGGGUGAAGUACCUGGAGGAGGAGAACGAGCUGCUGAAAGCGGAGAUCCAGACCCUGAAAGUGAGUCCGGUGGAGAACUCCUGGAGAGGCAAAUAUGAGGAGCAGAUGGCGGCCUUGAGAACCACCCUGGACGAGGCCUUCAGGGAGAAGUAUGUGGCGGAGCUCGCCAGGGACAACCUGUACGAGGAGGUCCAGCAGGUGAAGAGCAGGUGCCAGAAGGAGCGGGCGGCCCAGGAAGAGGCAAAGAAGCUUCUGUCCCUGAGUAAGCAGGAACUGGAAGAGGAGAAGCGGACCCACCUUUGGCUGUGGGAAAGAGCUUCCCAGCUGGAAAAGGAGGUGGAGGCGCUGGUGGAAGCCCAUGAAGAAGAGAGGGCUGGGCUGGACCGGGAGGUGGCUGGCUUCUCCUGGAGCCUGGAGGGCUUCCGGGCUGCCCCAGCACCUUUCCAGCCUGUGGAGGUGGAGGACUAUUCGAAGAAGCUCUCCAGCAUCUGGAGGGGGGCCGUGGAGACCUACAAGACAGAGGUCUCUCAGCUGGAGGCCUCCCUUGGCGAGGCCAAGGAGAACCUGUGGAAGGCCACGGAGGGCAACCGGCAGAACCAGCUGCAGCUGCAGCAGCUCAAGAAAGAGCUGGCCGGCCUCAAGUUCCAGAAGGAGAUGCUGGAGCAGAGUCUCUCCCAGCAGUGGCAAAACCAGCAAGGGGAAGCCGAGAAGCUCCAGUUGGCCAUUGAGGCUCUGGAGGAGGAGAAGCGAUCCCUGAGGGUGCAGAUCACUCAAAUCUUGGAGGACAGGCAGCAACUGAUGCAUCUGAAAAUGUCCCUCAGCCUUGAGGUGGCCACGUACAGGACGCUUCUGGAGACAGAGAGCACAAGGCUACAGAUGCCAGCCACAGACUACAAUGUGGCCAAUGGCCUUAGAGAUGCCAAACUGGAAACAAGCAACAGUAAACUUCAAGCCGUGUCUCUAGAUAGAGGGCGUCUGGGGUCCCGGGACCUCAGACCAAGCCCCUCCACCUUCUUGAAGGGAAAUAUGAAGUCUCGGCUACCCAAGAACCAAAACAAGUCCUUCACGGUAAAUCUAGCUUCCAUGCUCCCCAAGAGCAGAAGCCCUGUGACUAGGGAGUUUCAGAAAGCCAACACGGUCCUUCAGUCCCAAUCCACAAAGAGUUUUGAUGGGUCAUUGCUUCAAAAAGAUAUUCCAGCAUUUGUUGACCCACCUGCUUUCAAGCUGGGCUCAUCCCAAGUGAUAACGGCCACCAAAGUUGAAACGGUUUCGCAGUCAUUCUUCCAUGAGUCCUCUCUGCCUGUCAGCUCCGUCAGUCCCGCAGUUCCAGAUGUCUUGAAAGAGAACAGCUCAAACACAGAGCAAAGAAGACUCCAGAAAGGAGGACAAGGCAGAGAUGAAACUGCAAUCCAACUGGAAGGUGGAGGUGAUACUGCCACUCAACUGGAAACAGAGGAAAUGGGGGAGAAGGAGGAACUUUACGAGUAUGAAGAGGGGGAGCAGCCCAGUGAAGAACCACCAGGAAAGACCACCACCCAAAAUGUGCCUUAUCCCACUCAGCUGGUCACUGAAGCCUUAGAAAUUGCACUCAAAGAAGUUAAUGAAGGGGACGUCUGCUUUGAAUCUGUCUUGCUCAACGUGCCUCCAACUCAGAAUGGGGUUCUUUCCGGUGAUGCUUUGUCCAUGGAAGAAGACAAUGGGGCAGAUUCUUCUCUAAGUAUUGGCGUGUUAGAAGAAACUGUACCCAGGCUGCACAAAGACGAAAUGGAAGACAGUCAACUAAUGGAUCUACCAGAGGAUGCUAAAGACUCUGAAGUGUCUGUUGAGGUUAAUGGCAGCCGAGAAGUCUGCGCUGAGCAGCCAGAAGGGGAGAUAGAGGUGUGGGUGACCCGGGACGUAGAAUCAUCCCAUGAAACUGAAUUAUUAGAGGAAGAAAGAAGCUUCUCUACCCGGCAAAACAAAGAAGAAAUUGUAGCAGAUGCUCCAAUCAUAGGAAAAAUGGCAAGUGAUAAAGAAACAAGAUUUUCAGAGGAGAAUGAGGGUGAUGAUGAACAGCCACCAAUUUUACAAAGUGUUGAGCUCAGUGAUGACUUGGAGGUGACCAAGUGCACAGAAUUAACACAUCAUCCAGGUCAAGCAACACCUGCCACAUUGACAGGCGAAAAGGAGAGUUGGGAGCCUAGCACAAGCCAUCGUGACGAGCAGCCAGGUGCCACAGGGGGGGACUUAGAGGAGACCGAUGGAGGAGCAGAAGACUUAGAAGUGAUGAGCACAGAAGCACUGCAUCUGUCAGAGGAUGAGGAGAGGAGAGAGUCCUGGAGUCCUUCACGGGAAAAUGAAGAAUAUGACUUCCAGGCAGAGACACUGGAAAGUGAGCUUUUACAGAUGGAAGAGUUUGCCAUUGAAAAUCUGUCACCACUAAGCCACCCAGCUUUAUCUGGAGAAAGUUGCCAGGAGCAUCUCUUUCUUGGGGUGGAGCAGGAAAAUCUUGAGGAAAAAGGAACACCACUUUACGAGACAGAUGCUACAAUGUCAGAGGAAGAAGAAAAAGAGAUGGUUCUAGAGACGAAGGCCUUAUGUUUCGCCAUGGAAGCUGAAGAGGCCAUUUUGAGAGAAGAAAUCUCAGAAAGGAAUGAAGAGAAUAUUGUCUUCGCUGAUGAGCCCAGAGUUAUAGAGAGCACAGAUGCUGAGGAAGAGCAUGGGGGAAAGCUAAGGGAAGAUACUGAACAAGAGAAUGCUUUGGACAAUGAAGACAUGAUAAAGGAAGAUAUAUCAGACAAGGAGGCAGUCAACUUACAAGAUGAGACCCAUGAGUCAGAUACCAUCUUACAGGAUAAUGUUCUGGGACAGGAGAGUGCUAAAGAAGGGCAAACAGAAGAAACGGGAGAGGCAUCUCAAGGACAACUGGUGAUGGGGCAAAAGGUUGAGGGAGAAGAGAGCACAAAGGCUUCUUCUGAAGCAAGUGUUGAUAACUUGAAAAGAGAAGAUUCAGUAAUGGGCACAGAAGCAACAGAAACCGAAAGUGAAGAGAAAGUGGGCAUUCUGGAGAAGGAAGAAAUAAUGGACCAUGUCAGUACAAAUGACUUGCAGAACAAGGAAAAUCUGCCACAAUGUGAUGAAGCCAAACCAGAGGUUGGGACCAGUGCACUGCAGACGGAAGAGCAGCAGGUUGAUGGUGAAAAAGAAGACAAUGAAAAGCCCCCUAGCCAACAGAUAACCACCCUUGAGCAAUGCACAGUCGAUGAAGCCAGAAAAGCUUCACAAGAGCAGAGUGAUUCUAUAAAUGAGCUUGAAGCCAAGGACCACAGUAGCUCACAGGCCCAUAUCGAGAUGCCUUCUGGAAGUGACCGGCAGUUGCAGAGUGAUUAUUCAGGGUCCGAGGAUUCCCUUGAAUCCUUAGAUACCUCCCUAAAUCCCUCCUGUGAAACAGAUGAGAGCACAAAGGAGCUUGAAAGUAGUAAACAAAUUAUACUGGAGGAGACAUUGCCAGAUCACACACCCUUGUAUAUGUAUGAUGGGCAGAUGUUGGCUGUGACUGGGAAGUGCCAAAUGGUUCCAGAGAGUGAAGAGGCUGCGGAGACAUUUCUCUUAACCAAAGACAGAACUAUUUCAUUGGAGGAUACACAACAAACAAUGAAGGAACAGGGUCCAUGCAGUUCCGAAGCAGAAGAAAACAAAGAACAGGUGGAAAUAGCCAAGAUAUUGGAGAGUACGGAAGAGGAAGGAGGCAGCAACACAGCAUUUGCUCUCAACCAAGCUGCAGAAGGGCUUCCGAUGUCAAAAGAUUUAGAAGACGCUCAGGCUGAAACCUUGGAUAAUGCAGACCUGCGCAUAAUAAAACAUGAAAUGCCAAGAGGGGAAGAAUGUUUUGCACAGUUGGAUGCAGAAUCCAGUGAACAAUUGGGGGGAACUUUCAAACAAGAAACUCCAGUGGCAAAAGAUUUAGAAGAAGCCAAGACUGAAACCUCAAAACUAAUUGAAGAUAAUGCAGACCUACACACAAUAAAACAUGAAAUGCCAAGAGAGGAAGAGCGUUUUAUGCAAUUGGAUACAGAAUCUGAUGAACAAUCAGGGGAAACUUCCAAUCAAGAACCUGCAGUGUCAAAAGAUUUAGAAGCAGCUCAGGCUGAAACUUUGGAUAAUCCAGACCUGCACACAAUAAAACAUGAAAUGCCAAGAGAGGAAGAGUGUUUUACACAGUUGGAUGCAGAAUCCAAUGAACAAUCAGGGGAAACUUCCAAACAAGAACCUCCAGUGUUAAAAGAUUUAGAAGAAGCUCAGGCUGAAACUUCAGAUAAUGCAGACCUGCACAUAAUAAAACAUGAGAUGCUUAGCGAGGAAGAGCAUUUUACACAGUUGGAUGCAGAAUCUGAUGAACAAUCAGAGAAAACUUCCAAACAAGAACCUCCAGUGUUAAAAGAUUUAGAAGAAGCUGAGGCUGAAACUUCAGAUAAUGCAGACCUGCACACAAUAAAACAUGAAAUGCCAAGAGAGGAAGAGUGUUUUACACAGUUGGAUGCAGAAUCCAAUGAACAAUCAGGGGAAACUUCCAAACAAGAACCUCCAGUGUCAAAAGAUUUAGAAGAAGCUCAGGCUGAAACUUCGGAUAAUGCAGACCUGCACAUAAUAAAACAUGAGAUGCUUAGCGAGGAAGAGCAUUUUACACAGUUGGAUGCAGAAUCUGAUGAACAAUCGGGGAAAACUUCCAAACAAGAACCUCCAAUGUUAAAAGAUUUAGAAGAAGAUGAGGCUGACACUUUGGAUAAUGCAGACCUGCAUACAAUAAAACAUGAAAUGCCAAGAGAGGAAGAGCGUUUUACACAGUUGGAUACAGAAUCCAAUGAACAAUUGGGAGAAGAAACUUUCAAACAAGAACCUCCAGUGUCAAAAGAUUUAGAAGAAGCUGAGGCUGAAACUUCAGAUAAUGCAGACCUGCACAUAAUAAAACAUGAGAUGCUUAGAGAGGAAGAGUGUUUUAGACAGUUGGAUGCAGAAUCUGAUGAACAGUUGGGUGAAACUUCCAAACAACAACCUCCAGUGUCAAAAGAUUUAGAAGGAGGUCAGGCUGAAACCUCAGAACUCAUUGGAGAUAGUGCGGACCUGCAUACAAUAAAACAUGAGAUGCCAGGACAGGAAGAAAGUUUUGCACAGUUGGAUGUAGAAUCCGACAAACAAUCUGGGGAAAUCUUCAAACAAGUAAGCAAUACAGAAAAAGAACCUAGAUUAGGAGAACUGCUCCAUGAGGAAGCAAGUGGGAUGGAUAUCGCUUGGGAGCUAGAAAUGGACACUGUUUUCCAAGCAGAUCAGGUUGACCCCAGCAGCACCCAGGAAGGUGUCUGUGUGGAAAAUGAUAGCCCUUUGGAAUUUAGUGACCCAAGUAACUUAGAAACUGAAGGUACCCAUAAAGUUUCUCCUCUGACUAGUGUUGCUGACUUGGGAGAAAUUGUGUUGGAAGGAGAACUGUCUCCAGAUGUUCAGAAAGAUGAUGAAGAAUCCCAAAGUGUGGCUUACUAUGAGGAUGAAAGUUUGCCCUUUGUCCAUGAAUCCCAACAAAUCACUGACCUAGGAAAUGGUAGAAGAGAAGAUUCCACCCAGCAGAGAGAUCUUGCUGAGGGGGAUCCAAACAGGGAGGAUGUUCCAGAUCCUUCACCAGAGGCAGUUGUAAAUAUUUCGAUAGAGAGUAUGAAAGACUCCGAUAUCCUGGAAAUUGUAGAACAGGCUCUGGAGUUUAACCAAGAGUUGAUCAAAGCUGUAGAGCGGGAUGUUGAAAUGGAGCAGCCAGCAACUGAUAGAGAUGAACACAGUUCCCAAGAAGAAUACAGUCACUGCACCUCUGUUGGAUUAUCUGAUACAGAUGAAUCCCAGAUUCUCACAGGGAUUCUGGAGGCCUCCUCUCCCAGUGCCAAAGACACAACAGGAUUCAGCCAUCUGUGGGUUGAAAACAAUGAGAAUGGGCUGCAGCCAGAUCCCAGCCUCACAGAUUUAAAUGAGGAGAUCCUGAAUGGCAUUGGAGAUCUCCAUCCUGGAAAUGUGGCAUAUGAUGUUGGCACUGCUGGAGAGGAAUUAAUCAAGAAGGUCAUUAUCACCCAGCAGUUUCAUGAAGAGGAGCUGAAUGACUUCUCUGUGCGGGAGACUAUAAGCCAGAGUCCACUUGCCAAUGAAGAAGAGGCACCACAAACUGGAGAAGAUCAUUCUGAAGCCUAUGAAAGAGUUUCACCAGGCCAUAGAGGGCAGGAGGCCCUGGAUAGUGAUGAGAGAAUAUUUGCUGACAUAAUACAGACUGCUUGCAUGAAAGGAAAGGAUGCUGAGCUGGAGACCAUUUCAACCCCACCACAUUUUGGAGAUGAAGUUCUCCGCCUGGAGGCCAGCCAACAGCUGAAGUUCCGACCAGAAGAUAACGAUGAGCUGUGGUCUUCUGAAGACAACUGAAAGAUUAUAUCCUGGCUUUUAACGCUUAAUAAGAUCAAUUUUGGCAAAUGGGGUCACUCUUUCACCUCCACAAUAUAUUUCUUCCCUAGAUACCCUCCCCCCAUUUUAAAUUAGGCCGUCAAACUGACAAUCAAAAGCAUUGUUUAGAUAGAAUAUUUACCCCUUUAACACUUCCACCUUAUGGUAGUGAUUUUUGUUUGUUUUAAACCAAACACUUUUGUUUACUAAGCAUUCAAGUCCAGUGCCUUGUAGGAUGUAGUAAGCUAGAUUCAGAGGUUGGGGCUUUAAUCGUAGGUUUUCAUGUUCUCCUUAAGGAAACCAGUUAUUUGGGAGAGGAAACAGUCAAAAGUCUUGAGUGGCCUUUGUUGCUGGCUAAGUCUACAGGAAAAUCUGUUGGUUAGUAGUGAUCAGGUCUCCUUUAUGCUGGCAUCCUAAGUGCUUGAACCAGUAUGUUGCCUGAAAUACCACGAGAUCAUCACAUUUGGCGGCAAUGUUGCAGAGCAAAGACAUUUGGUACUUUCAGUACUUGGUGGCUGGCACAGCAAUUCUAAAGACUGGGCUGUAAAAGACCAUCUCCUUGUCAUGGAUCCACGGUUAUCCAUGGAUCAUAUAAUCGUUUCCCUUUCUUUGCUUGUGCAUUCUGGAAUAUACGGUUGUGCACAAAUGAUUAUUUAUCUGGAGCAACAGGAAUGGCCACAAAUGAAACUGGGGUUGUGGGCGUGGGAGAGCCUUGUAGCAGGUGCAAGGGAAAACCUGCUCGCUGCAUUUUCCGUCAUUGCAGCUGUUUCCACUAGUCUCUUACAUGUCAAGGGAGUAUUGAAAUUUCCUAGACCAGCUCACAAGCAGCUUCUGGUCCAGUCAACUUCCCUCCUAAAGUAAACAAAAAACCGCCUCCCCACUUGCUCCUGGAUUAUGUUCCAAGAGGAGCCUUAAACUGAGAGUUGUUGGAAUUCAACCUGGCUCCAGAGAAGUCUGAAAGUCCUCAGCAUCAAUGUGAAUUCAUGAUAUUACCUUCCCCAUUUCCCUCUUAACCUGCUCCUGUUGGGAUAGGUUUUCCAACAACCUAAUCCACCUCUUGUUUGUCUGUGUGCAUGUGUGAGCUUGUGCAUUUUACAAAGUACAUAUACUUUUUAAAAAACGCCUGUCCCUGUGCCAAAAUUCCAGAGCUUUCUUUGUUUGUUUUUUUAAUGAGUGAGGGGAGGGGAGGGAACCAAUUUAAAUGCCUGGUAUGCUGCUCCUAAACACCUCUGUUGGCAUGUCUACUAGACAAGGGAAUAUAAAAAAUCCAGAUUGCUGCUUUGAGGCAGGGACCACAGUUGUUACACCCCAUACUCAGCAAUUGGAGGCCAAUCUUCUAGGUAAUCAUCCUGCCAAAUCUUGUUUAUAGAGAUGGGAGCUGCAGAAGACCCACCAACAAGUGGACCUUGCAGAUCCCAACUGCCACACUAUGGCAUCUUGAAAGGGAGUGAGCCCUAUAGGUGCUGCUUCCUAACGUCAAAGCAUUGUGUUUGUAGUGAUAGUUUUGCAGUGAAUCUAGAAUGGUAACUACACACAACUCGUCCACUUCCAGCAAGUGCCUUUGUCUCCCUGGGGCUGAGAAAACGGUUGCAGGUGGCUGUAGACUACAGUCUUUCCUUUUGUCCCUGCUACAUCCUGCCUUCCUAGCAGAGGCCAUGCAUUCUUAACAUUCUCAGGCCAUGCUAUGGAGGCAGCAGUGGUGGCACACAGGGCCAGCCCUGUGGUUUCUGGUGCCCUAGGCAAUGUCUGAUUUGGGGACUUCCCCAGCCAUGAAGUGCAGAGCCCUGGCUUUAACCUGAGUUGUGCAGGCUACUCCUUCUUGAGGUCGAAUGACUAGUCUGCACUGGUUUGACGAUACAGCGGAAGAGAGUUCCCAAUCUUAUUAUGGAAGCAAAACUCUACCACUUUGGAGAUGAAAAGAUGUGAAUUUGGAAAUCCAGCUGGAGACCAUUUCUUUUUGGAAAUGAAUGCAGCCAGAGGUGCACCUAGGUAAUUUUGGAGCCUGGACCUAAAGGCUUUUGGAAGGCCACCCACCCAGUAUUUUUAACAUGCCCACACAUUCUGCGACAAAAUAAAAAGGAUUUGGGGGCUCCCAGGCGGUGUGGGGGGCCUGGACCUCGGCCUGGAAGUCCAGGGGUAAAAGCCCCUCUGGAUGCAGCAGCGGGCAGCUUAUCUUCAAGAAAGGGAGUGCAGCUUGAGACUAGUUGUUCAGGGGGAGCUGAGGUGCCGUGAGUAAAGAAGGCUGUGUGUUUUGGGGUACAGUAUGUGCAGGCCCUGUGGGGAGCAGCAGGGUGCAGUAUUACAUAUGACAUUCUUACACCACUGUGCAGUACUUCAGGGUGGAAUACAGGAGGGAGAGAAAGAAGAAUUGGCAGUGCUCUGUCCUGGCACUAUUUAUGCACACACACACACACACACACCUGCCAAGAACUGGUGCUCUUGGUCUGCUUCGUGGAUGGGCCAACCCUGGUGAUACACAACCAUUUUUAGACUAUGCCACCAAGCCAGGCAGUGGCAGUCAACUCCAGCCAGGGGGGAGAUAAGAGAGGUACCCCACCAGUAAGGCAAGGAGAGGGAAAUGAACACCCAAUCAGGGUAAGGAAGGGCAGCAGCAAUGGACAGUGGGGUGAGGUGGGGGUCUGUGAUGGCUUGCUGCCUGCCUGCUGCGUCCUUCCCCACACUUGAGGUGGCUGCCCCCAUCCUGCAACAUGGAAGGGAUGCCUCUGCUUUCUAGACUCCCAGCCCCCUUGCCAUCCAACAUGUUGCUAUUUGAUUCUAUAGCUAUGGGGGUGGGAUGAUCCACAGGGCUGAGAGAGAAAUCCAGAUCAGAAUGGGACUGAACCCAAGGCAUCUGAUCUCUGGGGUGCAUCUCUCAUCCUCGGUGGCAUUGCAAACGAUCCUGGGCAGCACUUCUUGGAUCAUGGACUGCACGCGGAUGCUGCUCAAAAUAGUGGUGUUCCAAGAAUCCCUGAGGUUGCUUGCACAGUUGGGGUGCCCCCACCCAAAGCAGGGACUAUACAUGCAGAUGUUUGUCCACAUCAAAGUGAACGAGGAAAGCAGGUUCCUUAUAUCCCAAAAACAUUUAUCUAAGAGAGAUAUUCUUACACCUAUGACACUCCAAGGAACACUUCAGCUGUAUUCACCCUUGCAUGGAUUUAGGAAUCCGUUUCUCUGCUUCUUGUUAAGGGAGCAUUUUUCGAUCCAUUAAAAUGAAAGAUGAAAUAAUAUCAGAAGCAUUUGUUGUGGCAUGAGAAAACUGGCACCCAUUCAGAAGCUGAGCCUUUCAAGUCCAUUGAUUUCAAAUGCAAGCAACUUAAGAUGGCAUGUUUCACCUUUUUAGUACGAGAUACCAGAUUUGAACUUUGGAUUUUGAAUUGAAACAUCUAAUUUGUGGAUUUAAUACCUGAAUAUUGGGGUUCUGGUGGCGGGGUGGGGUGGGGGGAAUCUGUGUUUGCUGCAAGAUUGCAAACUUCAUGAAGUUCAGAGUUGAUUAUGUUUUCAGACACCGUUUUGAGCUCUGCUUUAGAUGCAAGCCCACAACAGGGCUGUCUGCAACAGACCAUGAGAAGAACAUGUAGGCAGAGUCACGCCCACAGCAGACAAACAGCAUGGGCAUAGGCUUUAUUGCUUUGAAAGGCUGCAGGUUGUGGGUUUCUUUGUUUGCUUAGAUCGGAAGUAUGUGGUUCUGUGGUAUCCUACCACAAUGCCUUCCAGCACAGAGCUAGCACGAACCACCCGAUGCCUGCCACUGGGCCUCUGUUACAAGCUAAUAAAGCCAUUUAUUUCUCACCA